Molecule: messenger RNA, 1203 nt
Organism: Synchiropus splendidus (mandarinfish)
Lineage: Eukaryota; Metazoa; Chordata; Actinopteri; Syngnathiformes; Callionymidae
Product: ras-related protein ralB-B-like
Exons: 5
Coding region: 225-830 (201 amino acids)
Biological process (GO): Ras protein signal transduction
Cellular component (GO): plasma membrane
Molecular function (GO): GTP binding; GDP binding; GTPase activity
Source: RefSeq, a predicted model, not a curated record
UCUCCGCAAAUUGUGGUUGCUGGGGGGCGUUUCUUUCUGAACCACAUCCAAUCGAUCGCUGUUCUGCGUAUGAAGGCGGGAACUGCAGAGGAGAAGUGUCUGUUGAGUCUCACUAGCAGAUAGUGAGACACUCCACAGUUAUUGUUAGUUAUUGGUGCAAGCUAUGUUCACUGAGCAUCUUACUUGUGCUUCGUAAAGUUUGGUGUGGACUGACAAACGGAGCAAUGGCAACAGGUAAGAACAAGAACCAGACCUCACUGGUCCUGCACAAAGUUAUCAUGGUGGGCAGUGGAGGAGUGGGCAAGUCUGCCCUUACCCUGCAGUUCAUGUAUGACGAGUUUGUAGAAGACUACGAGCCUACAAAGGCAGACAGCUACAGGAAGAAGGUCGUCCUUGAUGGUGAGGACGUGCAGAUUGACAUCCUGGACACAGCAGGUCAGGAGGACUACGCUGCCAUCAGGGACAACUACUUCCGCAGUGGAGAAGGCUUCCUCUUGGUCUUCUCCAUCACUGAGCACGAGUCAUUUAGUGCCACUGCCGAGUUCAGGGAACAAAUCCUACGGGUGAAAGAGGAGGACAACAUUCCACUGCUGCUUGUGGGCAACAAGUCAGAUUUGGAAGAGCGACGAAAAGUUUCUGGCGAUGACGCUGCAGCACGGGCUGGAGAGUGGGGCGUUCAGUAUGUGGAGACGUCAGCCAAGACCAGAGCCAAUGUAGACAAGGUUUUCUUUGAUCUCAUGCGUGAGGUCCGAAAGAAGAAAUUGUUGGAGAUUAAAGACAAAAAUGGUCCGAGUGGCAAGAAAAAGAAAAAACACUGCUGCAUUCUGUAACCACCAAAACACUAUUGUUAGCAUUCACUUCACCUCUUCCACCAAAGUAAAAAUAUAAAUGUGUAUAUUUAACUUAUGUUGAAUGUUGUGCCCCACAUGAUCAGUGAAUUUUUCAAUUGACUGCCUUUGUUUGUUCUGACUUUUUUCUCAGAGAAUCACCAAACUAUACAACUGUGUGUGUGAAAAGUGAAAAUAUCAGAGUUUUAGGAGAGCGGGAUUUUUUUUGUUUCUUUUCUCAAUGUUAUUGUGAUUUUUGAUUUCCAUGCCUCACACCGCACAAUAUUUAUCAUCACUCAAAACAAUCCACAUCUUGUUUUGCUGUAUGAGUUGUUUGAUAAUAAAGUUUUUCUGAUGCCUCUUUUUUUGGCACUCA